AAAAUUGACAAAUGAAGAUUGAAAUUGAAAAUUUACAAACGGUGUGCUGAGGAUUGAGACGCUUUAUUAUUGAAUAUCAAAAUAGAAAACAUAUUUUUGUACGUACGAAUCUACAAUAAUAUGGCGUCAGGCUUAGAAAAUUACAUAAAUCAAACAGUAUCAGUGAUAACUGCUGAUGGGAGAAAUUUUAUCGGCACGCUAAAAGGCUUUGAUCAGACUAUAAACAUUAUUUUGGACGAGUCACAUGAAAGAGUAUUUUCGUCCUCGACAGGAGUAGCACAAGUUGUGUUGGGAUUGCAUAUUAUUCGAGGAGACAAUAUUGCUAUUGUGGGUCAAAUUGAUGAAUCAAUAGACAGCAGACUAGAUCUAGGAAAUAUUAAAGCAGAACCUCUAGGACCAAUAGUGCAUUAAUUUACCAAAUAGAUAUUGUAAUUAUUGAACAAGUAGUAAAGCCCACCAAAAUAUUAUGAUGCCUUCAUAGUUUGUAAUACUUGAGAAAUAGCUAAUAAAUACCUACUUGCUAAUAUAUUAUUGGUAACAAUAUUGUACAUGGUAAUUUGGUAAUUGAGGUAAUUUUAAGAUCUUAGUCUUAUAUGACCAUACUUGCUGUAUUGUUCAAAGUGUUGGGGUUAGUAAAAUUAUAAUGAAUUUUAUUAAGAUGUCAAGUAUGCAUGUUGAAUUAAAAUGAUAACAAUUAAAAUUUUAGAAUAUCCAAAUAGAGAGAGAACACGGAAUAUUUUAGUAUUUAUACCAGUA
This is a messenger RNA of Colias croceus (clouded yellow), 756 nucleotides long. Its product is annotated as U6 snRNA-associated Sm-like protein LSm8. The transcript is spliced from 2 exons. Gene Ontology annotation, biological process: mRNA splicing, via spliceosome. Gene Ontology annotation, molecular function: RNA binding. Gene Ontology annotation, cellular component: U6 snRNP; U4/U6 x U5 tri-snRNP complex; precatalytic spliceosome. Bases 121 to 411 code for a protein of 96 amino acids. NCBI's taxonomy places the organism in Eukaryota, Metazoa, Arthropoda, Insecta, Lepidoptera, Pieridae. The record is from RefSeq and is a predicted model, not a curated record.